CGUCGCAAUGAACAUCGCUCAACGAUUAGCGUUUCUCUGGUGUGGCUUCUGUCUUCUCCACUACGCUCCGGUGCAAGCAAAGCUACGAGUGGCUGAACAAAAAUGUCUGGAAUACAUCGAUCAAAACACUCAGCAAUCGUAUGGGGGAACUCUUAGCCUGAAUCCAGAUGUGAUACAAUUUAAGGCUGCCAAUUGCUCGACGUCCGUCGAUUUGAUCAUCAAUGGCGUUGAGGCACUGGUUGGUGAAUUUCCCCAUCAAGCCGUGCUCGGUAAACCGAAGAAUGGCUCGGCCGAAUUGGAGUACUACUGCGGAGGAUCGCUGAUCAGUGAGCGGUUUGUGCUAACCGCGGCCCAUUGCCCCAGACCAACAAUUGUUCGCCUGGGGGUACACAAUCUAACAGAUGUGAAUGACAACGAGGUAGACUGUAUGGUGUCUGAUUACAUUCGCCAUCCGAGCUUUACUAUUAGUAAAGCUUACUUCGACUUGGCACUGGUGCAAUUGUCAAUCGAAGUGGACUUCUUCCCUGAAAUACGUCCCGCUUGCCUAUGGACGAGUGAUCCGUUCAACUACAGCACGGUGGUGGCAUCCGGUUUUGGAGCGACGGAGCAUGGUCCCAACUCUACGGUUUUGAUGAAGGUGCGACUGAAUGUGAUGGACAAAGCAAAAUGCGAGGAUAAAUUCUUCGGCUAUAGGAAACUUGAUGACGGCAUCAUGGAUGAGCAAAUGUGCGUCGGAAGUCAGGAGGGAGGAAGGGAUACCUGCAAUGGUGACUCCGGUGGACCGAUUCAGGUUGCCACGGAUCUGGAAACUUGUGCCUACUACGUGGUAGGAAUUACGUCCUCUGGCGGUGCAUGUGGCAUAGGGACGAGUGAGUCUGUGUACACAAAGGUGGCGAGCUAUGUUGAUUGGAUCGAGCAGCAUGUGUGGCCCGAUGAGUGGAUUCAAAGCAGGGAAAUUGAAUCGAAGGAAGCUGAACCAACUAACUACCGAAUCUACUUUCCUGGAAAUUAUUAGUUUGAGAUAAGGUUUUGAUACAGUGAUAAGUGAUCGGUUGCUAGCAAGUGCCUUCGUGAAGAUGUUUGACUGUAAAUAAAGCAUUUCUGUUUUGGAAUGGAUGUAAGUGUUGCAAAUUUUCGUAAGGACUUGACUUAAGAUACCUUAGAAUAACUUAAAUUGUACAGUAUGGACAGCUGCCAGGAUCUUUAAGUCAAACGAUCAGGUUCUCAAUUCAGAUUCCAGGUCAUUAGACCAUUUGCUCUAAUGACUUGAUUUACCUUGUUGAAUCUAACGCUACGUGGCAGAAUCAAUGCUCAAAAACCGAUGGAAAAGGCUAUUUCGAAGACAAACGUCAUCUAACGUACAGUAUGCAGUGAUCAGUGUAAUAAAACGUACCGAACUUGGACCAGGCAAGCUGUAGGAAUUGAGCGAGGAAAACAUAUUGUCUAAAAACUGAAACUGCGUCUGUCCACAGUAGUCCAUGAAAAAUACAGUUUUUUAGCUCUAAAUUUUUUGUU
This is a messenger RNA of Ochlerotatus camptorhynchus, 1515 nucleotides long. RefSeq names its product serine protease snake-like. Gene Ontology annotation, biological process: proteolysis. The coding region runs from base 8 to 1015 and encodes 335 amino acids. Gene Ontology annotation, molecular function: serine-type endopeptidase activity. Lineage: Eukaryota; Metazoa; Arthropoda; Insecta; Diptera; Culicidae. The transcript has 4 exons. The record is from RefSeq and is a predicted model, not a curated record.